AUGCAGGCACGUCGCGCUCUUUGUAGGGUCGCCACUACCCAGAGGACUGCGGCCUACAGAUCCAACUUCAAUGCUGCAACACCGCCGAGGACCACCAUUCUAAACAAUUCGCCUCGCAUACAGCUCAUCCGUCAGAAGAUUCCCGCAGGAUUUCGUGGUCUUGCGUCCACAUCUGGCACCAAUGACUUCCUCAAUCAGCACAACAUUGCCGUCAAUGACCUCUCCACACGGGUUGCACAGUUUCACUCCAACAAACAAAAGUUUCGCAUUUCUCAUGGAUCAACCAACAGCACCCGUCAGACAUCAAAAGGCCCCCAUGUACUCGACGUGAGUGCGUUGAACAAGGUGUUGAAAGUUGAUGUCGACCGAAAGAUCGCAUAUGUUGAGCCCAAUGUGCCAAUGGACAGACUCGUUGAAGCCACAUUGCCAUAUGGUCUGGUCCCGCCGGUAGUCAUGGAGUUCCCCGGUAUUACAGCUGGAGGCGGUUAUGCGGGUACUGCAGGCGAAAGCUCGAGUUUCAAACAUGGCUUCUUUAACCACACCAUUGAGUCGGUCGAGAUGAUUCUCGCGACGGGUGAAGUGGUCAAGUGCUCUCCAACCGAGAGACCUGAUCUCUUUUAUGGAGCGGCCGGUGCGGUGGGUAGCUUUGGUGUCACUACACUAAUUGAGCUCCGUCUUGAACCUGCANAAAAGUUUGUCGAGACGACAUACCAUCCCGUCACCAACAUGCAGGAUGCGAUCGCGACUCUAGAGAAGGCUACAGCAGACCACAGUCUUGACUAUGUUGAUGGCAUCAUGUUUUCCAAGACUCAGGGAGCUGUUGUGACCGGACGCAUGACCGAUACGCCUUCGUCGAACCUUCCCGUACAGACUUUCAGCUCUGCAUGGGACCCUUGGUUCUAUCAGCAUGUCCAAGGUCAGGUCUCCAAAUCAGGAAAAGAACCCGUCAUCGAGGCGGUGCCACUUCCCGAAUACCUCUUCCGUUAUGAUCGCGGCGGCUUCUGGGUCGGCGACAUGGCAUUCAAGUACUUCAACUUCCCUUACAACAGAUUCACCCGUUGGUUUCUGGACGAUUUCACACAUACACGAAUGAUGUAUACAGCUCUGCAUGCAUCUGGCGAAUCCAAGCGUUGUAUCAUCCAAGAUCUUGCUCUUCCCUACUCUACGGCUGAGAAAUUCGUCGAUUAUACAUCAUCUGAACUCGAUAUUUUCCCUCUUUGGUUGUGCCCAUUGAAGAGAACGCAACAACCUACCAUGCAUCCCUACACUAGAGAAGACAAGGAACUGAUGCUAAACAUCGGCGUCUGGGGCUUCGGACCCAACAACCGCGCUGAAUUCGUCAAGGCGAAUCGAAACCUGGAAACAAAGUUGCGCGAGUUGGGUGGCAUGAAGUGGCUCUACGCACAGACGUAUUACACCGAGUCCGAGUUCUGGGAGCAGUUCGAUCGUAAAUGGUAUGAUGAGCUGAGGGAAAAGUACGGUGCUACCAAUUUGCCAAGUGUCUAUGACAAGGUAAAGGCACCGCCGGAGAAGGCAGCUGCUCCUGAGAAGUUCCUCGAGAAAUGGCCUUGGGCUGGUUUCUUUGGCAUCUGGAAGGCUAUCCAGUCCAAGACCUAUAUCCAGGCUAGAAGCGCAGCUUGGAGGCAGUGA
Molecule: messenger RNA, 1650 nt
Organism: Aureobasidium uvarum
Lineage: Eukaryota; Fungi; Ascomycota; Dothideomycetes; Dothideales; Saccotheciaceae
Source: the annotation of a GenBank genome assembly